AUGAAACUCCUUGUGCUGGCUGCUCUGCUCACAGUGUGUGCCGCCGAGGGCGGCAUCGGCACGCGGGCGGUGUGGCAGUUCCGCAACAUGAUCAAGUGCACGAUGCCUGAGAGCGACCCCUUGAAAGAUUACAACAACUACGGCUGCUACUGCGGCCUGGGCGGGUCCGGCACCCCUGUGGACGAACUGGACAAGUGCUGCCAGAUACACGACCGCUGCUACGACCAAGCCAAGAAGCUGGACACCUGCAAAUUCCUCCUGGACAACCCCUACACCAAAAGCUACUCGUACAAAUGCUCCGGCUCAGAGAUCACCUGCAGCAGCAAAAACAAGCCCUGCCAGGCCUUCAUCUGCGAAUGCGACCGCAACGCCGCCAUCUGCUUCUCCAAGGCCCCUUACAACAAGGAGCACAAGAACCUGGACAGCAAGUUCUGUCAGGACUGA
Messenger RNA from Eptesicus fuscus (big brown bat), 444 nucleotides. RefSeq names its product phospholipase A2 group IB (gene PLA2G1B). The transcript has 4 exons. Bases 1 to 444 code for a protein of 147 amino acids. Lineage: Eukaryota; Metazoa; Chordata; Mammalia; Chiroptera; Vespertilionidae. Gene Ontology annotation, molecular function: signaling receptor binding; phospholipid binding; calcium ion binding. The record is from RefSeq and is a predicted model, not a curated record. Gene Ontology annotation, biological process: fatty acid biosynthetic process; arachidonate secretion; positive regulation of fibroblast proliferation.